Molecule: messenger RNA, 2588 nt
Organism: Lates calcarifer (barramundi perch)
Lineage: Eukaryota; Metazoa; Chordata; Actinopteri; Centropomidae
Exons: 14
Biological process (GO): response to bacterium
Source: RefSeq, a predicted model, not a curated record
CUUCAGUAGUGCAAGAGAAGGGUGCUGUACCACAAUGAUCGGACGACUGGCUGCUUUUAUCCUUCUUUGUACAGCAUAUCUGAUUCAAACUACAAAGGUUUCUCAGCAGAUCUCUUUGACUGUGGUUGAACUUGGUGAGAAUAUAACUCUUCACUGUCCAGUUCCUGAGAAGGAGGACAAAUUCUACUGGUAUAAGCAGUCUCUUGGACACAUGGCCCAAACAGUAGCUGCUGUAAUUGUUAAACAAAUUACAAUCACUGAACAAUUUAAAGAUCCGCGUUUCACAGUGAAAAAAGAGGAGGCUCAGUAUCUUCUUACCAUCAGAAAUGUCAGCAAAGAGGAUGAAGCAACAUAUUUCUGUCAAACUGGAACAACGUAUUCACUGACUUCUGGCAGUGGCACAUUCUUGGCUGUGAACGAUCAGAAUCAGGAGAAACACGUCUAUGUGAAACAAAGUCCAGAGACAGCAUCAGUCCAGCUGGGAGACCCAAUGACUCUCCAGUGUUCACUUCUCUCCAAGAACAAAGAAACCAGAGUCCAGUGUCCAGGUGAACACAGUGUGCACUGGUUCAGAGCUGGAUCAGGAGGAUCUCAUCCAGGAAUCAUUUACACUCAGAGGAACAGGAGUGAUGAAGAAGAGGAAAGGAGCUGUGUCUACAGUUUGUCUAAAACUAUACAGGACUCCUCUGAUUCUGGGACUUACUACUGUGCUGUGGUCACAUGUGGAGAGAUCCUGUUUGGUGAAGGAACUAAAGUGGAGACAAAAUGUGGAUCAGAACUGGACCCAGUCUUCCUUGUUCUUGGAGUACUGUUGGCCUGCUGUGUGACUGUGAUUGCCAUCCUCAUUUUCUACAUAAAUCAAAGGAAAGUUUGCAAACACUGCAAAGAGGCAGUAAGUGCGUCCCAUCAUCUUAGACAUGACAAGUCACCUGCGGACCAAUCAAAUGAUCUGGUGAAUAUUCAUGAUGGUGAAGCAGACGCAGUGAACUAUGCAGCACUGGAUUUCUCUGAAAGGCGAGGAAAACGAGGAAAGAAGAAGAGAGAGUCACCACAGGAGUGUGUGUACUCUGUUGCUAGAGCAGAUUACCACAACCGGCAACACCCGACAUCUUGCAACUUCAACCUCUCAUCAUAUCCUGUUGAAGCCCAUAGUCAGAUCUUCCAUUUGGGUGAAAGACAUCAGUCAGAGUGCUGUACCACAAUGAUCGGAAGACUGGCUGCUUUGAUUCUUCUUAGUACAGUGUCUCUGAUUCAAACUACAGAGGUUUCUCAGCAGAUCUCUUUGACUGUGGUUGAACCUGGUGACAAUGUUACUUUGAUAUGUCCAGUCGCGGACAUAGGAGGCAAAUUCUUUAAUUUGUAUAAACAGUCUCUUGGACGAACAAUGUAUAAAGUUGCUGCAGGAGUACUUGGUGCAAUUACUGUUAAUGAACAAUUUAAAGACUCACGUUUCACGGUAACAAAAGAGGAGGCUCAGUAUCUUCUUACCAUCAGAAAUGUCAGCAAAGAGGAUGAAGCAACAUAUUUCUGUCAAAAUGGAACAGCAUAUUCACAGACUUUCGGCAGUGGCACGUUCUUGGCUGUGAACGAUUAGAAUCAGCAGAAACACGUCUACGUGAAACAAAGUCCAGAGACAGCAUCAGUCCAGCUGGGAGACCCAAUGACUCUCCAGUGUUCACUUCUCUCCAAGAAUAAAGAAACCAGAGUCCAGUGUCCAGGUGAACACAGUGUGCACUGGCUCAGAGCUGGAUCAGGAGGAUCUCAUCCAGGAAUCAUUUACACUCAGAGGAACAGGAGUGAUGAAGAAGAAGAAAGGAGCUGUGUCUACAGUUUGUCUAAAACUAUACAGGACUCCUCUGAUUCUGGGACUUACUACUGUGCUGUGGCCACAUGUGGAGAGAUCCUGUUUGGUGAAGGAACUAAAGUGGAGACAAAAUGUGGAUCAGAACUGGACCUAGUCUUCCUUGUUCUUGGAGUACUGUUGGCCUGCUGUGUGACUGUAACUGCCGUCCUCAUUUUCUACAUAAAUCAAAGGAAAGUUUGCAAACACUGCAAAGAGGCAGUAAGUACGUCCCAUCAUCUUGGACAUGACAAGUCACCUGCGGACCAAUCAAAUGAUCUGGCUGGUGAAGCAGACGCAGUGAACUAUGCAGCACUGGAUUUCUCUGAAAGGCGAGGAAAACGAGGAAAGAAGAAGAGAGAGUCACCACAGGAGUGUGUGUACUCUGUUGCUAGAGCAGAUUACCACAACCGGCAACACCCGUCUCUAUAGGUAGAGCAGGGACUGUGCAUGUAACGUCAUGUUAGGCUGUGUUCACAUGUAGCACUUCAGAAUGUCAGAGGAUGUAUAUUUGCCAACAACCGUGACAUUCAGGUGAUUUUAUGGGAGAGCAAACAUCUUUCAGUUGCUUUGAUAAUUACUUUGCCACAGCAUAUGUGCCAGUAUUUCUGUAAGGGGCCAACAUGUCAGUGGGCCUCUUUCGUUUUUUAUUGUCUUCACAGAUUGAUUAACUGCAACUUCAAUCAUCAUUUAUUUUAAAAAAUCAACACUGAAGGGAGUUGAAUUAUAAAAUCCAUUUUGAUGAGAA